GGCCCAUGUUUACCCACUCGUCGUCACUCUUGCCUGGAGAACAAGAAACCCACAAGCUUUUAGUGUCCGUGCUCCGUAGCAUUCUCUCCAUUUUAAUCCUCUGCAGUCUCUUCUUCGUCUUCGUUUCGUCUCUGUUGCCUUUAUCUGUCUCAUAGUUUAGGUGUUCGUAGACUGAUUGUUGGAGUUCAACUCAAAUCCUUGUCACAGUUUACUGAAAAAAAAAUGAAGCUGGAUACUAGUGGUCUUGAAUCAUCUGCACCAUUGUUCGGGUCAAGCAAUGAGCUUAUUGAUGGGAUUUCAGCUGGCCCAUCAUUUGAGAUUCCUGAUACGAUGGACUUUGAUGGCUUUCAGAAAGAGGCUGUACAAAUGGUCAAGCCAGCUAAGGGAACAACCACGCUUGCCUUCAUAUUCAAGGAGGGUGUCAUGGUCGCUGCUGAUUCUCGAGCUAGCAUGGGAGGCUAUAUCUCAUCGCAGUCUGUGAAGAAAAUUAUUGAAAUCAAUCCUUACAUGCUUGGCACUAUGGCUGGAGGAGCUGCUGACUGUCAGUUUUGGCACCGGAAUCUGGGUAUUAAGUGCCGACUGCAUGAAUUGGCAAACAAGCGCAGAAUUUCAGUUACUGGGGCAUCAAAGCUGCUGGCAAACAUUCUGUUCUCUUACCGUGGAAUGGGUCUUUCUGUUGGGACCAUGAUUGCUGGAUGGGAUGAAACGGGACCUGGGCUAUAUUAUGUUGACAGUGAAGGAGGAAGGCUUAAAGGAACACGAUUUUCAGUUGGCUCUGGCUCACCCUAUGCUUAUGGUGUGCUGGAUAAUGGCUACCGAUAUGAUAUGUCAAUCGAAGAAGCUGCAGAGUUGGCCAGACGGGCUAUUUAUCAUGCAACAUUCCGUGAUGCGGCCAGUGGUGGAGUUGCUAGCGUUUAUUAUGUGGGGCCCGAUGGGUGGAAGAAGCUCUCUGGGGAUGAUGUUGGGGAACUUCAUUACAAAUACUAUCCAGUUAUGCCAAGUACAGUGGAACAGGAAAUGGUUGAAGUGGCUGGGGCGUAAGGUUCUUGCAGGAACUUGGAACAAUGCGUGAGAUGUACUCCCCCCGCCCGUAAGAGAUGAAUUCUAAGGCUCGAUUAUAAGGGAAAAAAAUCGUUGAAGCGCAUGUAUUUGCAUUUGAUAUUUGAAACAAUUCGUAGAUAGACUCGUCUUUCAUUCAAUGUUACGGGGGACCGAUCGUUUGUCUGUUUAAUGUUUAUUGUUGCUGAUGUUCUUAACCAAAUUCUAGCUUGGUCAUAGACUCACGUUGGAUUUUAAUCUCUGUAGCUGUGGGGUUUGAAUGAUUCUAGUUGUUUUUCUUUA
Molecule: messenger RNA, 1341 nt
Organism: Carya illinoinensis
Lineage: Eukaryota; Viridiplantae; Streptophyta; Magnoliopsida; Fagales; Juglandaceae
Product: proteasome subunit beta type-5
Exons: 8
Coding region: 223-1041 (272 amino acids)
Cellular component (GO): proteasome core complex
Molecular function (GO): threonine-type endopeptidase activity
Source: RefSeq, a predicted model, not a curated record